Messenger RNA from Ctenocephalides felis (cat flea), 2154 nucleotides. RefSeq names its product mucolipin-3-like. Lineage: Eukaryota; Metazoa; Arthropoda; Insecta; Siphonaptera; Pulicidae. The record is from RefSeq and is a predicted model, not a curated record. Bases 134 to 1993 code for a protein of 619 amino acids. The transcript has a single exon. Gene Ontology annotation, molecular function: NAADP-sensitive calcium-release channel activity. Gene Ontology annotation, cellular component: plasma membrane; lysosomal membrane.
UUGGUCUGACAAAGUAGCUGUCAAAAUAAAAAUGAUCAGCUGUGUAAAAAGGCACACAAGAUAAUUAUGUGACAAUAUCUAAAUUAACGCGCAAUAAAUUUCAACCAAGUUAAUAAAUAUUUUAAUCCAAAAAAUGGAUAGUGCAUCUUCACUUCUAGAACAAAAUUCAUGCUGUGAAAGUGAUGAAGAGGUGAUUCCCUUUUCACCAUGUUUGAAAGAAGAAAAUUGUGAUGUUCACCAAAAUGAUACCCAAUUUACUACACCUACAGUGUAUAGCACAACACAAUCUUUAUCUUCAUUAUCAGAAGAAAGAAUGCGGCGUAAACUUCAAUUUUUUUUCAUGAAUCCGAUUGAAAAGUGGUAUGCCAAAAGAAGAUUUCCUUAUAAAUUUGUAGUGCAAGUCAUUAAAAUUAUACUAGUCACUAUGCAGUUGUGUUUAUUUGCUCAUUCGCGAUAUAAUCACGUUAAUUACACAUAUGACAAUCGAGUCACAUUCUCACACUUGUUUCUACGAGGUUGGGAGACUUCAAUGGAAGUAACAGCUUAUCCUCCUGGUGAAGGUCCCCUCGCAGUAUAUGAAAUAGAUGAUUUUUAUGAAACUUUGGAUUUUGCUAUUAAAGGAUAUUCCAAUUUAUCAAAUGCUAUUGGUUCAUAUUCAUAUCCAACAGAAGACAAUAGUGCAACAGCAACAAAAUUGUGUUUGCAUCGAUACAGGGAGGGAACUAUUUUUGGAUUCAAUGAAAGUUAUGUAUUUAAUUCCGAAAUAGAUGUGACUUGCAUAAAUAUUCAUGACGAUGAUCUGGCUGCAAGUGAAGGAUCAUCAACCAGGAAUUACUUGAUGUCUCAGGAUAUAGAUAUAAAUUUUUCUGCACUGGUAAGAGCGACUUUAAGCUUUUCUGUAAAAACAGUAAAUUUUAAAGCAGCAGGUCCUAUUACUGCUCCAGAUUGUUAUCAGUUUGAUAUUAACAUAAUUUUUGAUAACCAUGAUCAUGAUGGGCAAAUUUUGCUAUCAUUAGAUGCAGAGCCUAUACGUUUGACCUGUAAAGGUGAUGUUGAGUAUGUAAUACAUAAUCAGAUAGACUCAAUUUUACGGAGUAUUCUGAAUAUUUUUGUUAUUAUGAUUUGCUCAAUAUCAUUUAUUCUUUGCAGCAGAGCAAUAUUCAGGGCACAGCAAUUAAAAUUUAAAACCAUGGAUUUUUUUAAAAACUUUUAUAAUAGAGAGCUGAGCAUUGAAGGUCGCUUAGAAUUUCUAAAUAUGUGGUAUUUAAUGAUAAUUGUUAAUGAUAUUCUAAUAAUAGCUGGAUCAGCUAUCAAAGAACAAAUUGAGCGAAAACAAACUGUUGGGGAUCAGUGGAACAUAUGCAGCGUGUUGUUGGGAACAGGAAACUUGCUAGUUUGGUUUGGUGUGCUAAGAUAUCUUGGAUUUUUCAAAACGUACAAUGUUGUUAUUUUAACUCUAAAAAAAGCAGCACCUAAAAUCUUUAGAUUCCUUUUAUGUGCACUCUUAAUAUACGCCGGAUUUACAUUUGCAGGCUGGCUUAUAUUAGGACCUUACCAUAUAAAAUUCAGGUCAUUAGCUACAACUUCUGAAUGCUUAUUUUCUUUGGUGAACGGAGAUGAUAUGUUUGCUACAUUUUCUACAAUGUCUAGUAAAUCAAAAUUGUUAUGGUGGUACAGUCGUAUAUAUCUAUAUGCAUUUAUAAGUCUUUACAUUUAUGUAAUACUCAGUUUAUUCAUAUCAGUAAUCAUGGAUGCAUAUGACACCAUCAAAAAAUAUUACAAAGACGGUUUUCCUAAAAAUGAUUUACAAACAUUUAUUGGUGUUGCUUCUGUUGAUGAUUUAACUUCUGGGAUAUAUAGAUCAGAUAGUUCAGGGUCUUUAGGAGAACUCAUGGAAAAAGUUUGUUGUUGUAAUAUGAGGUUUAAAAGACCAUAUAAUAUACUUGAUAGGCCCAAAACGUCAACACCAGCUCUAGGUGGAAUUUGUGUAUAAAUAGUUAAAUUAAAAAAGAAUCUGUUUAAGAUUUAUCUUUAUUACUAUUGUAUAUAAGAUUCUUUCUGAAGGUCAUAAAUAACAAAGAUUUAUUAUAGAUCGUUGUUAAAUAAUAAUUGUUUUAUAAGGUUUAUGACAACUUGCCAAAUGCAAUUAUUUAU